Molecule: messenger RNA, 3912 nt
Organism: Brienomyrus brachyistius
Lineage: Eukaryota; Metazoa; Chordata; Actinopteri; Osteoglossiformes; Mormyridae
Gene: yap1
Product: Yes1 associated transcriptional regulator
Exons: 8
Coding region: 506-1831 (441 amino acids)
Biological process (GO): hippo signaling; positive regulation of transcription by RNA polymerase II
Cellular component (GO): nucleus; cytoplasm
Molecular function (GO): transcription corepressor activity; transcription coactivator activity; protein binding
Source: RefSeq, a predicted model, not a curated record
AAGUUUGGUGUCCCAGUCAAAGUUGAGGACGAAGUUACCCAGGCGGAGCGCAGCUUGGUGCAGGGCGCUGUGAUUUGCAAUGUGCGCUGCGGUGAUUUUUCCCGGCUGAGGAGCUCUCUCUGCCCCCAAAAGCUAAAGUACUAAAUGAUAAAAAAUAAUAAUAAUAAUAAUAAUAAAAGCUCGCAUACAGCUUGCAGUGUUUGUUUCUUCACUGGGGGAGAAGUUUCAGAUUAAUCGAGAGGGGGACAUACUAUACGGCGGGGCCGGACCGUAGCCUGGGAAGACGCUCCACCAAACUUUUAAUCACUUUUCUCCAGGAUCCGGAGCAGGAGGAGCCCCUUCGGAGAAAUUUCUCACAUCUUGGCGUCGCCAUUAAAACUUUUUCUGUGAUUUAAUCCAAUAGCUGGGGACCCUCCGAAGUUUUUUUUCCUUUUGCUUGUUUUUCGCACUUUUCCCCAGAGUGGUUCUAGUUAUUUGUAAGCUUACUUGCGCUCCCUGUGUAAGUAUGGAUCCGAGCCAGCACAACCCUCCGGCGGGCCACCAAAUCGUGCACGUCCGGGGCGACUCCGAGACGGACCUGGAGGCGCUUUUUAACGCCGUGAUGAACCCGAAGAACGCCGUGGUGCCGCAGUCUGUGCCCAUGAGGAUGAGGAAACUCCCCGACUCCUUCUUCAAGCCUCCCGAGCCCAAGUCGCACUCCAGACAGGCAAGUACAGAUGCAGGCACUGCUGGCUCGCUCACUCCCCAGCAUGUCAGGGCUCACUCCUCACCAGCCUCCCUCCAGCUCGGCACAGUCUCUCCCGGCUCAUUGGUGGGCCUGGCUCCACCGGGGGCCUCUCCGCAGCAUCUCCGCCAAUCGUCCUUCGAGAUCCCCGAUGACGUGCCCCUCCCCCCAGGCUGGGAGAUGGCCAAGACCUCCUCCGGACAGAGAUACUUUCUCAACCAUAUUGACCAGUCCACCACCUGGCAGGACCCACGCAAGGCCAUGAUGCAGAUGAACCAGACCUCCCCCAACAGUCCGGUGUCUGUGCAGCAGAACAUCAUGGCCUCCAGCUCUGGUACCCUUCCUGAAGGCUGGGAGCAGGCCAUCACCCCAGAGGGAGAAAUUUACUACAUUAAUCACAAGAACAAGACCACCUCAUGGCUGGACCCCCGACUCGACUCACGCUACAGCCUGAACCAGCAGCGGAUGAGCCAGAGCGCCCCCGGCAAGCCGGCCCAGGCCAUGCCGGCCAGUCCCCAGGGUGGGGGCCUGGGCAGCGGCGGCCAGCUGAGGCUCCAGCAGCUGCAGAUGGAGAAGGAGCGGCUGCGGCUGAAGCAGCAGGAGCUUCUCCGCCAGAGGCCCCAGGAACUGACUCUGCGUACGCAGCUGCCGAACAGCCUGGAGCAGGAAGGGGGCACCCAAAGCAGCGUCUCUCCCAGCAUGGCUCAGGAUGGCAGGACCAUGACGACCAACAGCUCUGAUCCCUUCCUGAAUAGCGGCACCUACCACUCGCGGGAUGAGAGCACGGACAGUGGUCUCAGCAUGAGCAGCUACAGCGUGCCGCGCACCCCCGAUGACUUCUUGAACAGCGUGGACGAGAUGGACACUGGGGACGCCCUAGGUCCCGCUUCCAUGGCGACACAGCCCAGCCGCUUCCCCGACUACCUGGACACCAUUCCGGGCACCAACGUGGACCUGGGCACGCUGGAGGGUGAGAGCAUGGCCGUGGAGGGCGAGGAGCUGAUGCCCAGCCUGCAGGAGGCCCUCAGCUCUGACAUCCUGAACGACAUGGAAUCCGUGCUUGCGGCCACCAAAAUCGACAAGGAGAGCUUCCUGACGUGGUUGUAGAGGGGUGUGGCCUGGUCCUGCCCCCCAUCCCCCAAUCCUGCCCUGCCAAGAGUCUUCCACCCAUGAACUGCUGCCAAUUUCACUCUGCGAUUCCUGGCGUUUUUUUUUUUAUUUUUAUUUUGUUUUUGAAACUUUUUAACCCUGCGUGUGGGUGAAGAGAUGAGACGAAGUAGUCUGUCGUGUGUGGUCUUACCGCGCGACCGACUGUUGACGUAUUUUUAUGCUUGGCCCAAGAGUUGACGCUGUUCCGAGCUCCCCAGGACCCUGAUCUGAGGUCCCCUCAAGUUGUUACCCAGGAGGAGCAGUGCUGAACUUCUGGUGGGGACUGUGGUCAGACUGCUGCUGUCACCGCGGUGACAUGCAAGACGUGGCGAAACGCAGAGAACUUUCUCCUCCAUAGCUUGUUAUUCACUCCUGUUUUCUGUAGUGUGUUUUUAAUGAGCCCGAGUAACCAAAAGUGAGCUUGACUGUGUACUGGCUUGGAAUGCUGCCCUCUGCUGGCGAAAUCAGUCAGUGCUGCUGCCCGGCCGCGCUCACAAGUAAACACUCCUCAGUCCUACCGAGAGGGACGUGCAGGGUGUGUGUGCAGCUUCGUAAAAUGGAAUGUUUCGUCGAACAAAAUCAGCUUAACUCUUGUACCCACUCUCAUUUUAAUCUCAAGUAUGUUUUUAAUGUUUUUUGUUUUUAUGUAUUAAUGGGGAUUUGGGUUUUUUUUUUUGUUCUUUAUAUUUCAGUCUUAUUUAAGCCUGAUAUGUUAGUGUAUUUUUUUUUUUUGUAGUCCCUCUCCCUCCCCAUUCCGACUUACCUCCCGUUUACACCAUGCAGUCUUCUUGGAAGUCGCAAUCACUUCUUCCUGUGGCCAAGGCACUUUGCUUCCCGAAAGGCUGUCAUUUCCCAGGAACCCAGCAGUGGGGGCUGCCCAGGUGCCCACCCCAGCCCUCCCGCGCUCACGGGGCCGUAAUGAAAGCUGCCAGUCGAUGGUCAGGACACAUUUCAGAUGGUCGAUUUCGCGGGAGAGGAUUGACUUCCAGCAACCAUAGCUGAACAGUGGGACCUUUUCGUGGGGGGGGGGGGGUAAAGCGUUUCUGGCGAGCUUUGAACCUGUCGCAGCUUCCAAAGAGUGUUAUCCUGCUUCCUGUCCCGGUUUAGGGCAGGCCAGUAGGUUACAGAAGGGUCUGGGUGUGGAUCGCACCGUGUCAUUCAGCAAGUUCAUGAAAUGUCUCUGUAAAUAUCCCUUUACAUUUAAAGGUAGAUUUUUUUUAUUUUUUAAAGAAAUUAGGAAUAGAAUGAACUAGGGCCUGGACCUCAUGCUAUAGAGUAUUCAUUGAUGAGAUGGUAUGUUUUUUUUUUUGGUGUAUUUGAGGAUGUGUUUGAGCAGUCCGGAUGGGAUAAGCUUGUGGAUGUGUUCAUUUUUAUGACUAUGUCUGAGGAGAGAUUUUCCUGCAAGUGUUUUAAUGCCGAUGUUUGGUUUGGAUACAGGAAGUGUGCAAUCAAACAUGCUAUCACUUUUCUAGAGCAAUCGAACAGUACAUUUUGCUUUGAGUGACAGUCGCAGUGCCCGCUUAUCCUUGUGAUGAGCAAUAAGCGCGUUUGGCGCACGCCGGUAACGCCUUUCCGGUGCGCGUGGUCGCAUCGAGCCCGAGUUGGAUGCGCUGCAGCCUGCCUGCCAUCAUUUCUCCUUUCAGAAGGUCUGCGAUGUGAGUCGAGGCGGUUGAAGGUAAGGCAGGUUGAAGGCAAACAAUGCAAGUUCAUCUUUUCUAAGCCAGUGGUACAACAGUGCCUACUUUGCACACCUCUGCAGACCUAAUUGCUGUUUUUAUCUUUUUUUUUUUUUAAAGUAUAGUAGUGUGUUAUUGUCAGACUAUAUAGUAAAAGGCAUACUAUUCCUAUGUAGUGAUAGUACUAAUCACACAAUUUAAUGGUUUGGUAUUGAGCUAUUUCUAAAUGCACAAGAAAGUUAUAUCUAGUAACAAUGAUCUGUUCAUCUUAGAUGUAUGUGCAUGUGUAUGAACCAUGAUUUGUUACGUUUCUUUAUAUUCUUUUUUUAAUUGCUCCGGAAUAAAGUAUAUACUUUGUGGUAA